AUGAUUUUAUCAACUAGGAUUCUAUAGUGUUUUUCUUCUGAAAAGAAGAUCCUUAGAUUUAUCAAAACAUGUAGUAGUCCCAAAGAAAUCUAUUAAAUCUAUCAUAAAAAUUAGGAACAUUUUACACCUUUAUUAUUUCUUGAAGCUUUGAAACAUAUGAACACAAAUCCAGUUAGAAAGAGAUUUGAUCUUAAUGAUGAUACUGCAUUUUAUGAUGAAUUAACAGAAGUAUUUAAAUAAGUGCCUAUGUAAGAAAAAUGGAGAUUUUGUAAAAUUUAUAAUCUUAUUAUUAGAUAGAUGUGCAAGUUGCUAAAAUAGGAAGAAAUAAAUUAUUAAUCAAAUAAUAUGGAAGUGACUUGACAUGUAUUAGAGUAAAAUAAAUUGCUAUUCUCUUAUGGGGUUAUCAUAAAAAUGGUAUCAAAAAGCCUAGAUUGGUGAUUCAUUUGAUUGAUCAAUUACAAUAGAAUUUAGAUUCUCUAAUUCCAGUUUCAGAGAAACCAGAGGAAUUAUAAUCACUAAAAGAAAAUUAAAAAUAAGAAAAUCAAGAAGAAAAUGAAAUAAAUUAAUCUGAUGAGGAUGAGAACUUUUUAGAAGAAUAAUUAGAGGAAGAUUUACAAUCUGAAAAAAGAGUUCUUAGAGACUUUAGAUUUAAAUUCAAAGAUUUGGUUCUCAUUAUUUGGGCUAUUCAAGAUAUUAAGUUAGAUGCAAGUGCAUUAUUAAUAUACACAUUUAAAUUAGCCAUAAAUAAUUUUAAUAAAAAAGACUUAAUCACAAAUAGAUCAUUAAUUCUACUCUUAUAAGCAACUAUCAAUAUUAAAGAUAAUAAAUAAAUUAAUGCUGUACUUAUUUCAAUUUAAAAUAGUAUUAAAAACUUGUAAUUCAAAAUCUAUCUGAAUAAGACCUUUCUAAUGAAGGUAUACUUUAGUUACUUUUACUGUUGAGAACAUUAGGUUAAUUGAAACUAAGUCCAGAAUUUGCUUAAAAAUUAGCAUAUAUUAUGUUGAAAAAUUAAGAGAAAUCUAAUUAGCCAUUUUCUUCAAAGUUUGCUUCUAUAAUGAUUUGGAAUUUGAAUAAGUAUAUUGAAAUUUUUAUAUAUUUAAAGACUUGCCAUUACAGAUACUGAUAUUUACAAUAGAUUAGGAUUACAUUUAACAAAAAGUAAUGAAUUUAAAGCUAUGGAUAUCAGUUAAGCUAUUUUGAUUUAUUCUGUCCAAUAAACAAAAUCUCCUUAAUAUUAUUAAUAUUAAUUCAUUUUAAGAUCAUUAAUAAGCAAGGCAAAUAUGAUUAAAUUAGAUCCUAGAAGUCAAAGCAUUAUUAAAGAAUCUUUAGAGUAAUAUUAACCCCAUUUGAUUAAAUUAUUAAAAAAAUGA
Paramecium primaurelia is the source of this 1370-nucleotide messenger RNA. NCBI's taxonomy places the organism in Eukaryota, Ciliophora, Oligohymenophorea, Peniculida, Parameciidae. The record is from the annotation of a GenBank genome assembly.